Molecule: messenger RNA, 1821 nt
Organism: Fonsecaea multimorphosa CBS 102226
Lineage: Eukaryota; Fungi; Ascomycota; Eurotiomycetes; Chaetothyriales; Herpotrichiellaceae
Exons: 4
Coding region: 1-1821 (606 amino acids)
Biological process (GO): transmembrane transport
Molecular function (GO): transmembrane transporter activity
Source: RefSeq, a predicted model, not a curated record
AUGGCAGUAUUCCCCAAGUUCCGGCCUGGGUUCCGUCGGACGACCACCAACGACGCAGAGAACCCUCUGCCUAUGACUCCACUAGGAGUCGGAGGCAGCCAGAAAGAUACAGCAGCAAUAACCAGCGUCGAAGCCACCAUUGGAAGCAGCAGCAAUGAAGAAGCAAGCCACGAGGCACAGAAUCCCACCGAAGAUGCCCAGAGAGGUGUUCAGGACGUCGAGGCCGUCACUCUGACCUGGUCAAAGCGGUCCCUCGUCGCGGUUUUCAUCCUGAUGUUCCUGCUCUAUUUCGUCAAUGCGAUGCAGUCGUCGAUCCUGUAUAACCUGGUCCCCUUCGCCACGAGCGCUUUCGAGACACACUCCCUCCUGACCGUCAUCUACAUCGUCUCCAACUCGAUGAGUGCGGCAAUUUAUAUCCCUCUGGCCAAAAUGCUUGACAUCUGGGGCCGCGCCGAGGGUUUCCUUCUGAUGGUCGCCUUCUCCACGUUAGGCUUGAUCUUGAUGGCUUCUUGCAGCGGUCUCUCGACAUUUUGCGCAGCACAGGUGUUUUACUCCAUCGGCUUCGGGGGUUUGAUAUACAGCGUCGACGUGAUCACGGCCGAUGCGUCCAAAUUGAAGAAUCGAGGCCUGGCGUACGCCUUCACAUCUUCGCCAUACAUGAUCACAGCGUUCGCCGGUCCCAAGGCCUCAGACGACUUCUACUACCACAUCAGCUGGCGCUGGGGUUUCGGCACCUUCGCCAUCAUCUUGCCGUUCGUGGCGGCGCCGCUGUACGUCAUUCUGAAGCUCAAUCUGCGAAAAGCCGCGAAACAGGGCCUGCUCGUCCGGGAGAGCAGUGGCCGGACGUUGUCGCAGAACAUUUGGCACUAUGUCCAAGAGUUUGAUGCUCCUGGAGUGUUUCUCUUCGCCGCGGGCCUGACGGUCUUUUUACUGCCGUUUACUCUUGCCGACUCUGCCCCGAACGGCUGGGCCUCCGGGUACAUCAUCGCCAUGAUCGUGGUCGGGUUCGUGGUGCUGGUGGCAUUCGGCCUCUAUGAGACGUUUGUGGCGCGGGCGCCGUUCCUGCACGUCAACCUGCUGGCGAACCGUACUGUCACCGGCGCGUGUCUGCUCGACUUCACCUACCAGGUCUCGUACUACUGCUGGAACAGCUACUUCACGUCGUUCCUGCAGGUGGUCAACGACCUGACGCUGGCCGAGGCCGGGUACGUGGGCAGCACGUUCGACGUCGUGUCCGGGGUGCUGCUGCUGUUCGUCGGACUCCUGAUCCGGCGCACCGGAUACUUCAAGUGGCUGCUUUUCUUCGCGGUUCCCUUGUACAUCCUCGCUCAAGGGUUGAUGAUCCACUUCCGCCAACCGGACUCGGGCAUCGGGUACAUUGUCAUGUGCCAGAUCCUGAUCGCCGUGGGCGGCGCCAUCUUCAUCAUCGUCCAGCAGAUCGCCAUCUUGGCCGCCGCAGAUCAUCAGCACGUCGCCGCCGUGCUGGCCUUGCUGUACGUGGUGGGAAAUGUCGGCGGCGCCGUCGGCAACACCAUCUCCGGCGCCAUCUGGACAAACACCUUUUAUAAAGCCCUCGUCCGCUACCUUCCUGCCACCACCUCCCCCACUGAUAUCGAAGACAUAUACAAUGAUCUGAACACGCAGUUGAGCUAUGCCAAGGGUACGCCUGAGAGGCUCGGCAUCCAGCAGGCAUACGGUUAUGCCCAGGCGAGGAUGCUAGCCGUGGGCACUGGCCUCAUGGCCUUGUCGCUGAUUUGGAUGUUCAUGAUCAAAAACAUCAACGUGAAAAAGAUUGCUCAGGUUAAAGGCACUGUAUUUUGA